Molecule: messenger RNA, 3634 nt
Organism: Apis cerana (Asiatic honeybee)
Lineage: Eukaryota; Metazoa; Arthropoda; Insecta; Hymenoptera; Apidae
Product: PRL-1 phosphatase
Biological process (GO): protein dephosphorylation
Source: RefSeq, a predicted model, not a curated record
UUGUUGUCCAAAAGGAAAUGAGCAACAUGAGGGUGAAGGAUAUCAGACCGGAGCCCGCCGAGAUCGAAUACAAAAACAUGAAGUUCCUCAUUACUGAUCGGCCCAAUGAUCAGACCAUUCAUACUUUUAUUCAAGAAUUAAAAAAGCACAAUGUGAAAGAAGUAGUGAGGGUCUGUGAACCAACGUACAAAAUUGAAGAACUUAAAGCAGAAGGGAUCAAUGUUAUAGAUUUGGUAUUUGAUGAUGGCACAUUUCCACCAAACGAAGUUAUUGAUGAAUGGUUUGAAUUGCUAAAAAAUCGAUUCCGCGAAUCUCCAGAUGCAUGUGUGGCAGUACAUUGUGUCGCAGGACUUGGUAGAGCACCGGUCUUAGUUGCACUUGCUCUUAUUGAGUUGGGAUUAAAAUACGAAGAUGCAGUCGCGUUAAUUAGGGACAAAAGACGAGGAGCCAUCAAUUCAAAGCAGCUGGCCUAUCUUGAGAAAUAUCGUCCCAAGUCUCGGUUGAAGCUCAAAAAUGGACAAAAAAACUCCUGCUGCGUCCAAUAGAUCAAACGAUUUCUUUAAAAAGUUACUAAUUCAUACUGAUUGGUAUACCUAAUUGUAUAGGUUUUCGCGCCUGAUAACAAGAGACAUACUGUAUUGACUCUGUUCUGAAUCUGGCCUAUCAAUGGAAAUGCAACCGAACCACUUAUAAAACAAUUUUAAUGGUAUAUUUUGCAUUAUUUGAUUUUCCAGCGUAAAUGAAACAAUUUAAAAUAAAAAUAAAUUACAUAUAAUUGUUUGCACUUUUCUUUUAUGAAAUUUUUGUAUUUAUUUUUGAUACUAAAUUAAUAUUACAUGCUAUAGAACAGAGAAAGCCUUCUAAACGUGAUAUAUAUAGUAAUAAAAUUUUAAUGGAUCUGAUCAUUUGUAUAAUAAAUAAAAAAUUGGAUCAACUUAUACGUUUUAUAAUAAUACUUAGUACCUCAUUUAAGAUUAUUGCGUACAAGUAUUCUAGAAGGCUGCAUUUACUUGGUCCAAUAAAAUAAGACAUAUAAUGUUGAUAAUUAAUUUCUGAACAUAGUUAAUACCUUAUUUAUGCGACAUAUUUUAAAGAUGGUUGGAGCAAGCAUCUUUGGAAUAAUAUGAUUUUUAAUAAAAAUAGUUCCUUUGGUAUUGCAAUUGUAUCCAGCCAUCAUCAAAUUUAGCUAUUUAGAGAAUUAGUGCAAUAAAAAAAUCUCACAUUUCCCAGAAUGAAUAAAUAUCCUAUCAACUACAGUUUUAAGUAAUUCAAUAUAUUUACUUUUAAAUUGUGAUUGAAACAUAUGUGACAUAUUUUUUGCAGAUGUUUUGCAUAUAACAUAAGCAAAGAAAAACAGAAUUUAAACAUAUACUAAUAAAUUUUUUUUGCAAUUGUUGGAAUAGUAUGUAUUAAAAACAUAAAUCUUUAACAAAGUGUGGUUAGUACAUGUUAUCUCUGUUACAAAAAAAUAAAUUUGUACAACUUAUUAAUUUAAUUCAGUUUAUAAAAAUAGAUGUAAUAGACAUUGAAUCAGUGUGUAACACUGUUUUCUAUUUUAUACUAUUAAAUCAAAUUUAAUAUACAUUGUUAGAAAUCAAUGUUGAACUUAUGACAUAUAUUUUCAUAUACUUACCACACUUGUAAAAAAAACUGAAAUUUGUAUAAAAUAAAACGAUUUAAUAAAAGUGUACAGGUAUUUAAAAUUUGUAAACAUUAAUUUUUAAAAUAUAACUCUUAAAUGAAAGAAAAAUUGCGUUGCAUUUCCAGUGGCAUGCCGAAUUGAUGAGUGUUCUUAACUCUUACUGGACUUGGAAUCUGCGUUAACUUGAAAUAACGAAUAUUGCGAAACAAAGUGAAGAAAGAAAAUCACUCCAGAGUUAUAUAUCACUUUUAUCGUAGCUUAACGGCAAUUUCACCAAAAUUUUUUAAAACAUCCACUUUUAUUCGAUAAAUUUUAAAAAGCUGCAUACGCAUUUUGUGUGAAGCAUAUAUUGUAAUCGUAUUCGCAAUUUUGGUAAAAUUGUCGGUGAUGCUGUACGCCACACUAAACUGUGUUCAAAAGAUAGAAAAAAAAUUCGCUCCUAAACUAAUGAAUGUAAUACUUAGAUCAUUUCAUAAGUCUGACGAUUUAAUGUGAAUGUACGUUUUUGUAUGUAUUAUGAUACAUGGAAUUGUGUUUAUAAUCGUUUCUUGUGCUUAUAGCAAUGGUUGUAUACAAGAGUGAUGUGAUGAAUUAUCAUAGUCGAUGUUUGUAUUUUUUUUUUUUCUCCAUUUUUGAUGAUUAGUGUAUAAGAAUCUUAAAUGACGUUUUUCUACGAGAUUAUUGACUAAUGAUAAAUUGCAUGAUAUGCCAAUGAUAAAAUAUUCGUCCUUUUUGUGCAUAAUUUUUAAGUAUCAUGUAUAACUGUUGUACAUUCACCGUAAUCGCAGACUCGAAAUGAAAUUUGAACCUGGUACAGCUCCUUUUUUGUAAUGUUAAAAAAAAACUGCAAUAUUUUUUACCAGAGGAUGGGACGAGGGAUAUUCGUAAAAAAAAAGAAAAAUUAUCGAGCCUUAGAUCCGAAAUUCAAUAAUCUUUUAAUUAUUCAAUUUUUUUUCUCCGUAGGUUAUUGUAACAAUUAUCAUAAUCGGUGAAAUGUUCUUUAUUUCUUCUUUUUGAAUAUGAUUUUUUUUUAAAGUAAGAUAUUGAUACUUUAAUUAGGUAUACCUAGCAAUUGAUUGAAAAAGUUACCAACGAAUUUUUAUCAUAUGAAAAUUAAUUUUGCACGUCGAUUCACUUCUUCAAGCGGUUAUACUUCAUUGUAGUGAAGUAAUUACGUAUAUGAGUGAACAUAUUUUGUCUGUGAUACAUUUUUUGCGAAAAAAAAUCGAAAAUUAGAAGGGAUUAAUGAUUGGGCUUAUUGAAAACGUGCUACCUGUGAAAAUGACAUUUAAAAAUCUUUUCAAGGUUAGAGCCCACAUUUUUAAAUCGAAUAAUCAAUGGGCAUUCGUAGAUCUUAUUUAAAAUUAUAUUUAGAGACAUAUUUUGAUCUGAAUAUUUACUAUUUCGCGUAGUCACAGAGUAUUAGAAGAAGAAAAAAAACUUUUAUUCUCGAAGAAUUGAAUCGAAACGCUAUAUCAAAUUUUAUUUUAUUUUUUUGAAAAAAAAAUAAUCCAUAAAAGCACGAGAUAUUUAGUUUAAUCGUUAUAAUUUUAUAAAUAGCGAUUGAGAAAAUCGUUUCAUACGAUGAUUUUAUUUUAUGUUAAAAAGAAAAUGUUUCAAUUCAUGUGAAUAACAAGAACAGGAACAACUUAGGUAGCAAAGAAAUCCUCUAUUUUGAACCGACGUAAUGAAGUAAGAACAGUCACUCCUUUCGAAUCGAUUAUGCAAAAAAUAAAUUUAACGAGUUAGCGCAAUUUAAACAAGAAUUACUAUUAUUAAAUAUUUGAUUUGUUAAUGUAAUUUCCUACCUACUGCUGUAUUAAUUGAUUAAAUUAAAUGAAGAAUUUUGUUAUAUUGUAAAACAUCAGUAAUGAAAUAAAAAAGAAUGGAAGUCGUUUUGUGAAGAAAUAUUUUGUGAUGUAUCACUUACAUAUAUGUCUGAUGCGUUGCCAAAAUAAAAUAUCUCUUUGCGAUCUUUCUUUUGCAAACAAA